Molecule: messenger RNA, 615 nt
Organism: Cuscuta epithymum
Lineage: Eukaryota; Viridiplantae; Streptophyta; Magnoliopsida; Solanales; Convolvulaceae
Source: the annotation of a GenBank genome assembly
CACCUCCUCAUAUGUUAGUGGGGUGGAGGUAGUAGUUUAGAGAUUAUAGGGGCCAAAUGAUGUGUUUUCUCUAGUUUUAUCAAUUUUCUAUACAAAAGUCACGAUUGAAAAUAGUUGUUCUGGGAGAAUUUUCUCCCCCCUCAUCUGAUUCACAGUGUUCUUCCCGUUAUAAAUCAGGCAAACACUCAUGUGCAUGUUCAACAAGAGUUGAAAGAUGUCAAGCUUUGGCAGGUCAUAUAUAUCUAUCCCGUUCUAUCCCUCCCAUCUUUUCAUGACACUUUUCGUUGAAAACUGAUCGUGUUUGGUCUUUAUGCAUCAGGUUCAUACACUUAUUAAAGGUCUGGAAAAGAUUGCGGCCAGUGCAGAUAUUCCAAUGUUGGUGUGUGGUGAUUUUAAUUCAGUGCCUGGAAGUGCCACUCACUCCCUCCUUGCAGCUGGGAAAGUUGAUCCAAUGCAUCCAGAUCUACACAUUGACCCUCUUGGUAUUCUGCGCCCAAUUACCAAGUUAACACAUCACCUGCCAUUGGUAAGUGCUUAUUCUGCCAUUGGUAGGCUAGGGGUAGGCCUUGGGUUUGAGCAACAGAAAAGACGAAUUGACCCUACUACGAAUGAACC